Molecule: messenger RNA, 1725 nt
Organism: Leptopilina heterotoma
Lineage: Eukaryota; Metazoa; Arthropoda; Insecta; Hymenoptera; Figitidae
Exons: 4
Coding region: 4-1239 (411 amino acids)
Biological process (GO): DNA integration
Molecular function (GO): nucleic acid binding
Source: RefSeq, a predicted model, not a curated record
UUAAUGGGAUAUUAUGAUAAUGCUUACAUAAUUAUUGUGUUGAUGGGUAUAAUGCCAGCUAUUGCAUUUCAUCGGCCAUUUAGAAAAAAUUUUCAAAGUUUUUGGCUAUUACUAAAAUCAUCAUCAGACGAUCCAAGACACAUGAAAUAUUCGAGCUUUUUUUCGAAAAUGAUUGCUUAUCAACUUUUGGACAUUUUCCUGACAUUCGGCGCUCCUGUUAUUCUUCAAUCCGACAAUGGUCGAGAGUUUGUUAACCGUAUUAUAACUGAAUUGGCAUCAAUGUGGCCAGAACUAAAAAUAGUUCAUGGAAAACCUAGACAUAGCCAGAGUCAAGGGUCUGUGGAAAGAGCAAACCAGGAUAUAGAAAACAUGCUCGCUGUUUGGAUGAGAGAAAAUAAAACCACUAAAUGGUCCGCAGGUUUAAAAUUCAUUCAAUUUAUGAAGAACAGGUCUUUGCAUUCUGGUAUUAAACAAUCACCUUACAAGGCUAUGUUUGGCUUUGAUCCUAAAGUAGGACUUUCUACCACUAAAUUACCCAGCGAAGUCGUACAAAAUAUUCAGACCGAAGAUGAUCUGCGCAGUGUCUUAGGCAAUAAUGGAUCAUAUGAAGAUACGACUCAACAAUCAAUUUUUAAUGUGGAAGAUUCAAAUGAUUCUCCAAAAGAAAAUCAACCUUUGGCUUCAAAUGUGGAAGACUUAAAUAAUUCUCGACAAGAAAAUCAACCUUCGGCUUCAAAUGUGGAAGACUUAAAUAAUUCUCGACAAGAAAACAUUUUUUCAGCCAGGAAGCGAGCAGCAGAAGGACUCGAACUUCAAGCAAAGAGAAUGAAAAUAUCUUCCGAUAAAAGUCAUCGUCCAGUUGAAGUUGGAGAUAAUGUCACAAUCCCGAUACCAGAUGUUGACAAGGCCAAAAGCGAUUUCAGAAAUGUAAUUGGUGUGGUUUUAGAGAAAAAAGACGAGCUCCAUAGGAUUGGAACGAGACAAGGAAUUAUAAACAGAUUAUACUGCAGGUCCGAAUUUGACAAAUGUAAGGCAUCCUUUAUUGACGAGCAAGACGUUCCACAAGAUGAAACAAUUUCCUUGCGAAGUAUAGCGACUCAGGAAUCUAAUACUAAUGGACAAGGAUUUACCCGCUGCCACUGUCAGACAUCCUGCAAAACAAAAAGAUGCUUAUGCAGGAAAAAAGGGCUACUUUGUAAUUCGAAGUGUCACAGUAGUUCGACAUGCUGCAACAAAUAACCAGCAAAAAAUAUAUACAAUUAAUUACACAAUACACAUAUACACAAUUAAUUUUUUAAUAACUUUUUCAAUUUGCCUAAAUCGACUUCGGCAUUUCGCGAAAUGCCUAGGAAAUUCACGAAAAUGCCUAGGCAAUUCGGAAAAUACCUAAGAAUGGCCAGGAAAUUCGAGUAAUACCUGAGAUUUUAGGUAUUUCCCGAUUUGCCUAGGCAUUUCGCGAAAUGCCUGGACUUCGGGUUUUACCGGUAACAUAUACAUAUAAAAAAAUACAUAUAUAAAAAAAAUUUUUUUUUUUUUUUACAUAUUCAGGGUAUCUAACAGUGAUUGAGAAAAUAAUUUCCUGAAUUUUCCAUGACUUCUUCCCUGACUUUUUACUAAUUUUAUUUCUGCUUAUAUCAAAAAACCAAAUUUCUUAAAAUUCAACAUUUUUUCUUCUCUUUUAUGGGAUUUAGCUUCAUUAUUUUUGUGCUUUUGGAAAAUACUUUA